Messenger RNA from Arabidopsis lyrata subsp. lyrata, 1314 nucleotides. RefSeq lists its product as uncharacterized. The record is from RefSeq and is a predicted model, not a curated record. Lineage: Eukaryota; Viridiplantae; Streptophyta; Magnoliopsida; Brassicales; Brassicaceae. Bases 1 to 1314 code for a protein of 437 amino acids. The transcript has a single exon.
AUGGUUCAUCGUAACUGCUUGGAUCUACCACGCGUGAUAAGGAUCUCAUGCCAUGAACACCGAAUCUCUAGGAAACUAUAUCUUCCUCCAGGGAGACGAUUAUGUGGAGUUUGUCACUUGGAGGUUGAUCCCAGGUAUGGAGCCUUUCUCUGCACUAAAAGUUGCGAUUAUGCGGUCCAUACGCUAUGUGCAACAUUGGAGAAUGUUUGGGACGGGAGCGAACUUGAAGAUGUCCCUGAAGAUGUGGAUGAGCUUCAAGAUGUGGAGCCAUAUGAGGUUAUAGACGACAACCUCAUCAAACAUUUCAGCCAUAAACAUCAUCUGAGAUUCGUUCUCAAUCUGGAUGGUGAUAAAACUAGUCGUUGCCAAGCGUGUAACCUUCUUAUCGAGUUUGAGAACUUGUACACGUGUGAUCACUGCGAUUUCAUCCUUCACCAAGAAUGUGCCAACUUUCGAAAGAGGAGAUGGCACCCGCUGCAUCGUCACCCGCUUACUCUAAAAGCUGAUGAUAACAUGACCGUGUACUCUCCCCACAGGGCCCGCAGUGGAUUCUACUCCUGUUCUAUGUGUACUCGGUUCUCUAGCGGUUUUAGGUACGUCUGUGAAAAAGAGAAUUGUCAUUUGGAAGUAGAUGUACGGUGUGUUGCAAUACCUGAGAAGCUCAACCAUAAAUGUCAUCCACAUCCUCUGUUCGUUUGUUUGAUGAACACAAGUAGCUUAACAUGUGGGAAUUGCAGGAAAGAAUCAUACAUAGUUCUAUAUUGUCUACAAUGCCCCAACUACUUCAUGUGUUUCGAAUGUGCUACUUUACCAGAUAAAGUAUUAUACAAGCACGACAAACAUCCUCUCAUCCUCUGUUGCGGUGAAGAAGAAGAAGAAGAAGAGGACGCGAAAGAAGGUCACUACUGGUGUGAAACCUGCGAAACAAAAUUAGAUCCCAAGCAAUGGUUUUACAAUUGUAACGAUUGUGGGGUCACUCUACACAUUCCAUGUUUGCUUGGAACCUACCCAUAUUUCAAGCCUGGUCCAAUCAUGAUCAAAGCCGCUCGUCUCAACGAGGAAGUUGAAACGAUUUGGCACGAUACUCCUACUGAACUUCUUGAGUGUUACAUUGAGGAAAUUCCUAUUCGAUUUGAGGAUGACUUGGACAUUAUUGCCAACAAUACUCUUAGUCGACCUUUGUGUUGUCAUUGCGACCGUCGCUGUCAGGAUUCUGUAGCUUUAAAGCAGGAACAAGACUUCUAUUGUUCCUUCGAUUGUCUCUGCAAUCGGAAACUUUACCAUGAUUCUGUUAUCUUCCCUAAACUUAAGUAA